Molecule: messenger RNA, 2106 nt
Organism: Mesorhabditis belari
Lineage: Eukaryota; Metazoa; Nematoda; Chromadorea; Rhabditida; Rhabditidae
Source: the annotation of a GenBank genome assembly
AUGUCGUGGGUGAACAAUUUGAAAAACUGGGAGCGAUUACACGAGUCACAAGAAUACAUGAAAAAGGUUUAUGGUGACCCGCAGGCUUACAUGAAAUUUGAAGAUCAAAAGUUUGUGACAGAAAGAGAGUUUUAUGGAGAGACCAAGUAUGGAGAAUGUUUUAAUUCUACAGAUUCAAGUGCACAGUGCGAGAUCAUUCAAGGUGAAUUCGAUCCUCGUCAACUCCCAUAUGAUCAACGAAUGAAAUGGCAUUUUCGAGAAUUUUGCUAUAAAACAUCGGCUCACGGAAUACCGAUGAUUGGCCAAGCACCAAAUCCAUAUUACAGAGCAGUCUGGGUUUGCCUAUUCUCAGCAUGUAUGGUCAUGUUAUUCAUCAAUGCACGCUCGGUUAUGGAGAAAUAUGAGAGAAAUGAGAAAAUCGUUGACAUCGCUCUCAAAUUUGACACAGCACCAUUUCCGGCAAUCACAAUUUGCAAUUUAAACCCCUACAAAGCCCAUUUAGCAAGCAAUGUGGAACUUGUGAGAAGAAUGUUGAAUGCCUAUAACGGAGCAAUGAGUUCUGCGGCGAACAAAGAUCAAGAGGCGAAAGAGCAACAACAAGAUGAGGAGAGUGAGCGAUCAAAAAGGGCAGCAAUUACCCAUGAAGACUUAAAGAAAAAAUGGAAAACCUUGGACAAAUAUCGAAUGCAAAGAGCUAAUUUGCAUCUCUUCGAAGUGGGUCUUUCAAGAUGUAAUUGUGAUGAAUCAGAAGAAGAAGAUGAGAAAAAUAAAGAUAAUGCUGAUGAAUAUGAAGAUGAAGAUGCAUUGGGAAUCACUCUGCCACCGGGAAAAAAGAUCAAUGAAUGCAAAGAGAGAAAAUAUGAAGAGCCAGAGGGUGAUGAUGAUCGGUGCUUAUGUGCAUUUGAUCGAAACACUGAGGAUGCUUGGCCUUGUUUCAAGAUUCCAGACUGGACCGAUGAACAGUGUGCCAGUUGUACGGCCGAUGCCAUUUGUCAGAAAAACUCAACAACAAAAGUGCGAAAGCGUCUGCCCUGCAAGUGCAAUCCACUUGGACAAUGUGUGGCUUAUGAUAAAACAGCGACUUUAUUGCAUAUCUGGCAAUACUUGGCUGGCGCACCACCAACUGAAGAUCCGAAUUUCAUUAAAGCCAUGGGAUUUGAGGGAAUGAAAGAUGAAGUGGCUAUUGUUACAAAAGCCAAAGAGAACAUUAUUUUCGUGAUGGCAGCUCUUCCAAUGGAUGAAAGAGAAAAACUAUCGACAUCGAAAAAGGAACUCAUUCAAAAAUGCUCAUUCAAUGGAGAAGCAUGUAGUGUUGAGGAAGAUUUUUUGACGGUUGUUGAUCCCAAUUUUGGUAAUUGUUUCACGUACAAUUACGAGAGAAAUGAUUCGAAAACAUCUAUUCGAGCUGGCCCAAUGUAUGGCCUUCGUAUGUUAGUCUACAUCAAUGCUUCUGAUUAUUUACCCACCACAGAAGCUACAGGAGUUCGGAUAACAAUCCAUGAGAAAGAAGAUUUUCCUUUUCCUGAUACAUUUGGUUACUCAGCUCCCACGGGUUAUAUUUCAUCUUUCGGUCUGAGAAUGCGUAAAAUGUCUCGUCUACCCGCUCCCUAUGGCGAUUGUACUCCAGAUGGGAAAACUUCUGCAUACAUUUAUCAAGAAUAUCAAUAUUCUGUUGAAGGCUGUUAUCGAACAUGUUUCCAAAAUCUUGUUCUCGAUGAAUGUGGCUGUGGUGAUCCACGAUUUCCUGUUCCAAAUGGAACCCAUUGCGAAGCAUUGAAUCCUGUUCAAAGAGAAUGUCUUGAUCGAAAAGUGGGAGCCCUGCAAGAAUUGCACGGAUCGUUCAAAUGCCGAUGUCAACAACCAUGCGCUCAAAGCAUUUACACGGUAACAUAUUCUCCUGCAAAAUGGCCUUCACAAUCAUUGUCCCUUCAAUUGGGGUCAUGCAAUGGAACGGCUUUAGAAUGCAAUAAACAUUACAAAGAGAACGCAGCUAUGAUUGAAGUUUUCUAUGAACAACUCAACUAUGAAAUGCUCACAGAAUCUGAGGCUUACGGGUUAGUAAACUUGUUGGCCGAUUUUGGAGGACAAUUGGAUCCUGAUAUCAUA